Messenger RNA from Megalobrama amblycephala (Wuchang bream), 3975 nucleotides. RefSeq names its product zinc finger protein 271-like. The record is from RefSeq and is a predicted model, not a curated record. The transcript has 5 exons. The coding region runs from base 1461 to 3371 and encodes 636 amino acids. Gene Ontology annotation, molecular function: RNA polymerase II cis-regulatory region sequence-specific DNA binding; DNA-binding transcription factor activity, RNA polymerase II-specific. Gene Ontology annotation, biological process: regulation of transcription by RNA polymerase II. NCBI's taxonomy places the organism in Eukaryota, Metazoa, Chordata, Actinopteri, Cypriniformes, Xenocyprididae.
AAUGAGUUUAUUCUCAACAUUUUAUUUAGACUUUUUUCUCGAAAUUUAACAACUUUAAUCUCAAGAUGGUUUUAUUUUUUUAUUAUUGCUUGGCCCUAAUCCUCUUCCGUACACUUGGGCUCGGGUCAAGGCAACUAAAACGUGCCUAUUGUGAGUAAAGUUCAUCUUCAAGACCAGCAGUUUCAACUGUGAGAUUCAGAUCAACUCAAAGAUGGACAAUACCUAAAAGUUUUAUUCAUUUUGCUUAAUGAUAUAAUUUAUAUUAUGCAUUAUUAGGAGUUUCAUUUUAUGUUCAAUUAUCUUAUAAUAUGUAUCAUUUGUAGUUUAUUUACACUUUUAUGAAGGAAAGUAGAAGGUUUUUACAGGUUCAGACUGUUCUUGUAGAAGAGGCUGAUUUAUUUUAACUUGAUCUUCAUUGUUUUUAAUAUCCCACUAACUGUGUAUUUAGAAAAUGCAGAUGUAAGAUAUACUGUCAUGUAGUUUUAUUCCUUCACUUUUAUUCUUUUGAGAUGCUUUGCUAUCUUGAUAAUUAAUAAAGAAAGAGAGAUGUCAUUUGUUUCUACUUGUAUUAAAUUUACUGUCUGCUGAAUCUUCUUGCAUCAAGAAUAAAUAAUUUUAGUUACAUCUAAAAGCAUGAAAUACCUUUUGAUGUGUUUUUUUAAAUAGAUUUUUGCUAUUUUAAACAGUAUUUGGUGCAUUUUUAUCUACUGUUGGAUAAUCUCAUCUUGCGUAGAUAACAUCAUCGAGUUUCAUUUGAUAAAUAAAAGUAAUAUUAGUAUGUUAAUACAUUUGAAGGACAAGAAUGUGGACUUUGUUAUAAAUUGUCUAUUGAUUAUAUUCAAAUAUUUUAUUCACAAAUAUAGUGUUAAGAACUGGAUCCAAUAUUCAGAGGAAUAAUCUCUGUAUUGAUGCUUUAAAAAUUGAGAAAACUUGCAAUGCCAGGAAACUAUUUGACCUGUUUAAACAGUAUGAAUUUGUUUAACAAAUUUGUUAUGUAUUCUUUUCUUUUUUUUCUUUCUUUUAAUCAUAUCUAGUUUGUUGUUUCGUGUUAGUGCAUGGCAGUGUUGUCAUUUAUUUCUGUCUUUUAAAGUUAUUCGUUUUCACAUAUGUUGGCCUGUAAUGUAUAAUAAUAAAUAGAAAAAAGUCUAUAAAAAAGUCUAUAAGGAAAAAAAAGUCUAGCCUAUAUCUGCGACACACCCGAUUUCGAUGACGUCAUCACUAGCGUGCGCGCUCCCUGAGUUCAGGCUGCAUCGUCUUCUGAGACUUAAGCAAACGAAACGAUCAGUUUUUGUGACAUACAAGAUAAGAUCUGCUCCUCCUCCUUCAGUGAAGCUCCUCCCACUGCAAUUCACCAAUAAAUGCUGGAAUAUUCCCAUCAGUCUACAAGUGAAGACGAGCAUCAAACCAUCAGGAAGAGCUGAAAUCUGCAAAGACAGAGUUUAUUGAAGGACAGUGAGAAGAUGAGAGAUCCAGAACACUGCAGAAUGAAACACACUGAAGAACAAAGAGACUUGAUUAAAGAAAAUGAGGAGAAUGAAGUGCUUUGUGAAGACAAGGAGAAACAUCAUGUCAAAACUGCAGGAGAAACUUUGAGUCGCUCUCAAACUGAAAAGAAAUUUCCAAAGGAAAGAAGAUCCCAGAAAUCUUUCACCUGCGCUGGAAAGAGUUUGACAUGCAAAUGUAAUCUUGAUGUUCACAUGAGAGUUCAUUCUGGAGAGAAACCGUUCACAUGUGAUCAGUGUGGCAAAACUUUUCUGAGGGCUUCAGGCUUGAAGAUUCACCAGACAGUUCAUUUACAGGAGAAACCACGUUCAUGUUCUUUGUGUGGAAAGAGUUUUUCACAUCUGCAAAGUUUAAAAGAUCAUCAGAAAAUACAUAGUGGUGUAAGAGCUCAUAUGUGCUUUGAGUGUGGGAAGAGUUUUAUUAGAGCUAAAGAACUGAAACGGCAUCAGAGGAUCCACACUGGAGAGAAACCUUACAACUGUUCACACUGCGACAAGAGAUUCAAUAAUUCAGGAAACCUGAAAACACAUGAGAGGAUUCACACUGGAGAGAAACCUUAUAUGUGUUCACACUGUGACAAGAGAUUCACUCAUUCAGGAACCCUGAAAAAACACGAGAGGAUCCACACUGAAGAGAAACCUUACAAGUGUUCACACUGCGACAAGAGAUUCAGUCUGUCAGCACAUUUCAAGAAACAUGAGAUGAUUCACACUGGAGGGAAAGCUUACAAGUGUUCACACUGCAACAUGAGAUUCACUCAUUCAGGAAACCUGAAAACACAUGAGAGGAUCCACACUGGAGAGAAACCUUACAAGUGUUCACACUGCGACCAGAAAUUCAAGCAAUUAGCACAUCUGAAAAACCAUGAGAGGAUCCACACUGGAGAGAAACCGUAUCACUGCACUGCAUGUGGGAAUAGUUUCACUCGAUUGUCUUCUCUACAGUGUCAUACAAAUUACAACCACAACUUGAUUGAAGAAAAUGAGGAGAAUGAAGAACUGAGUGAAGAGGAGAAACAUCAUGUCAAAACUGUAGGAGAACCUUUGAGUCCAUAUCAAACUGAAAAGAAAGUUUCAAAGGAAAGAAUAUCCCAGAAAUAUUUCACCUGCAAUCAGUGUGGAAAGAGUCUGACUUGCAAAUAUAAUCUUGCGGUUCACAUGAGAAUUCAUACAGGAGAGAAGCCAUUCACUUGUGAUCAAUGCGGGAAGAGUUUCACACAAUCAGCAAACCUCAAGGAACACAUGAGGAUCCACACUGGAGAGAAACUUCACACAUGUGAUCAGUGUGGAAAGAGUUUCACACACAAAGACACCCUUAAGCAACACAUGAACAUCCACACUAGAGAGAAACUGCAUGAAUGUGAUCAAUGUGGCAAAACAUUUUUGUGGGCUUCAAGCCUGAAGAUCCACCUGAAAGUUCAUUCACAUGAGAAACCACAUGUAUGUUAUUUGUGUGGAAAGUGUUUUUCACAUCUGUACAGUUUAAAAAAACAUCAGAAAAUACAUACUGGUGUAAGAGAACAUAUGUGCUUUGAGUGUGGGAAUACUUUCAUUACAGCUGGACAUUUGAAACAGCACCAGAGCAUUCACACUGGAGAGAAACCUUACAAGUGUUCACACUGUGACACGAGAUUCAGUCGGUCAGGACAUCUGAAAACACAUGAGAUGAUCCACACUGGAGAGAAAUCUUACAAGUGUUCACACUGCGAAAAGAGAUUCAAAUGGUCAGGAACCCUUAUAAAACAUGAGAGGAUCCACACAGGAGAGAAACCAUACAAGUGUUCACACUGCAACAAGAGAUUCAGUCAGUCAGGAUCCCUGAAAAGACACAAGAGGAUCCACUCUGGAGUGAAACCUUACAAGUGUUAACACCGCGAAAAGAGAUUUAAACAAUUGGCGCAUCUGAAAAACCACAAGAUGAUCCACACGGGAGAGAAAUCUUACACAUAGUGUUAUCAAAAGCUUUAUUCAAAAUUUUCUCUCUCUGAGGAUCAAAGGUCUCUCCAAGCUUUAUUGCUUUUAUUAUGUCGAUCACCCCCUGAAGGCAUACAAACACUAUGUAAAUUUUAAUUAUGUUAGCAGAGUGCUACUACAUACAGGAGGCACACCAUCACAAACAAAAGUCAACACUUCUGUCCUUUUAAAUGUCGCUGUUAAAAGCUCACAUUUGGCCAUUUAAUGAAGCUGAGUUCUGUAACCUGUCUUAGCUUAUAGAUAUGGGGUCUUACUUUUUUAUUUGUAGCUGUUGUUCGAAUAGUAGUUUUGUAAGUUUGUUUGCGAUCAACGGUAAGCAGUUCAAACUAAUAUCACAUAGUUCAUGUCUUUUCGAUGAUUGGUUGAUAUUUCAAGGGAGGCUAGCCUCCUUUGCCAUGUUUCUUUUUCUCCUAAUUGCUGAAAGUGAAAUACUCUAUAGCUAAAUCUCAAAUGGCACUUCUAUGCACUUCAAUGGCUGCCGUGUACUUGUGUCCGUUAA